CUGAACGCAGCGGGGCGAUGAUGAGCGACUUACUACCCAACAUGGCGGACUUUGAUACCAUUUAUGAGUUAGAAGACGAAGAGGAUGAGCACGUAGUGAGCGAGGAGCACUUACCCAGAUACUGUCCGGAGCCCGUGGUCAUGCGAGGGGCCGGGCACAUCACCGUGUUUGGCUUAAGCAACAGAUUUGACAUAGAAUUUCCCUCCGUUCUCACAGGAAAGGUAGCACCAGAGGAAUUCAAAACCAGCAUCGGCAGAGUGAACGCCUGCUUGAAGAAGAACCUGCCAGUGAAUGUAAAGUGGCUUCUCUGCGGCUGCCUGUGUUGUUGUUGUACAGUAGGCUGCAGUCUGUGGCCCGUUAUCUGCCUCAACAAGAGAACAAGACGAUCCAUUCAGAAGCUGUUGGAGUGGGAAAAUAACCGAUUAUACCACAAGCUAGGGCUGCACUGGAAGCUCAGCAAAAGAAAAUGUGAAAGCAGCAACAUGAUGGAAUAUGUGAUUCUUAUAGAAUUCUUACCUAAAUAUCCUAUAUUCCGACCAGACUGAGGAGACUGUUAUCAGACCAAACAGGUGGCCGUUGAAUCUUAUCCUUAGUGCCUCGUGUAUAUAUAUAAAUAUAUAUACAGUAUGUUGGAAUAAGGGUCUGGGUUGGCGUCUCCCCUGGCGACCCCGUACAUCUCUCAAUACCUUGUACAUUAGAAUUUGCAACACUGUCACUUUGCUUUAGAGCAGAUUUUGCACAUUUUUUCCCCUCCUCUCCCCCUUUUUUUUGUUGUUGUUGCACUUUGAUUUGAUGUUGUUUCAUGUGUCAAAACAAGCUAAACUCUUUUGAAAAGUGCAUUUACCCCAAAGAACCUUCAACCUGUAUCUGGUAUACCAGUAAUCCCUUGCAGCAGAAUGUGAUGCCUCCACCUUGCGUGAUGAUCCUUGCCUUAUGUGUGGUUAAAUGGGCAUGUAUACCUAGAUAAAACUGGGACAGGGAGGCUGUGGGUGAUCCAGCGAGUCUGUUUGAGUCCAGUUCUUAGCAGGUAGAUGAGAUGGCUGAAAUUUGCCUAACGCACAAGGCACGUCUCCCCUCUGUUGAAUUUUUGUCUUUAUAUUAACUGUACCUGGGAAUUAGCUAGUACAAGAACUUGACGUGUAAAUACCGUUGUAGAAUAAGCUGUACAGUGGUAUACCUUUGUUUACAUAAAGUUUACUUAGCCAUUUAGAUUUUCUUUGCCAAUAUAUUGCUGUACCAUAGUUUUGAUUGAUGAAAGAUGUCUGUACUUUACUAGUUCAUAUGGACCUGUUUACCUUGUAAGCCAUAUGUAGUUACAGUGUACCUGAUGCCAGAGCUGAGACCGAUUAUUGCACUUGAGACCAGAGGAGAAUCAUCAUUUCUAACCCUUAAUAAUCAAACAUAUGGCGGUUGGUGGUUUUUGCCAAUGAGUGAUCAUUCAGUAUAUAUAUUUUUUUAAUUAUUCAGUGAUAGUGAUAGUUUUAUUUUUCUUUUAAGUCGAAACAUUUCCUGCAUUGCGUUUUAUUCGAGUGCCUCUGGAAUAGUACAGAACUCUGAAGUUCAGGUUGAAAUCUGUUAUGUAUGAAGGAGACUUUGAAUCCUCCUCCCAGUAUUGUUACAGUUCUUGUAAAUGUUUGUCACAACGACCUAAUUCCUCUGAAGAGUUCAAAUAAAUUGUUGAUUUUCA
This is a messenger RNA of Girardinichthys multiradiatus, 1687 nucleotides long. It is a transcript of the gene chic1, whose product is annotated as cysteine-rich hydrophobic domain 1. The record is from RefSeq and is a predicted model, not a curated record. Bases 18 to 545 code for a protein of 175 amino acids. The transcript has 6 exons. NCBI's taxonomy places the organism in Eukaryota, Metazoa, Chordata, Actinopteri, Cyprinodontiformes, Goodeidae.